AUGGCGAACAGCUCAACUAGAGCCGCGGCCGACGGCGACUUCUUGGGAAACCCAUUCCGAACGCGAGAGGAUGUCAAGAGAGCUUGUAUAGCUUUACUGGAUCCUCUGCAUAGCAAAGCAUCACAUGGGGGCGCUGUGAUCAAGAUUGGAAGCACCGCAACCCACUACGACGAGAAGGCCGUCGCUCUGGAAGCUUUCGCAAGACCACUAUGGGGUUUGGCUUCUCUCCUAGCUGGCGGGGAGCAAUACGAUGGUGCAAAGCUUUGGGUUGAGGGGCUGGCUAGUGGGACAGACCCUGAAAGCGAGGGAUAUUGGGGUCCAUCGGCGGACAAGGAUCAGAGGAUGGUGGAGAUGAGCCCGCUGAGCUAUGCUAUCGCGCUUUGUCCGGAUAAGUUUUAUCAUAACCAAACACCGCAAGUUCAGCAAAACAUAUGCCUGUUCUUGCAGAGCUGUAUAGGCAAGCAUAUGCCUGACACAAAUUGGCUUUGGUUUCGUGUAUUCGCCAAUAUCGCUCUGCGAACCGUCCAGUCCGACUUCCAUAAAGGAGAACAAAUGCAGCGAGAUUUGUCUCGACUGGAAGAGUUCCAACUGGACGGGCAUGCCCCGAGCGGGGACGAUAGUGGUUCUGCAGGUUGGAGUCGGGAUGGGCCAGAGGACGUUCAACAACUGGACUACUAUAGCUCGAGCUUUGCUAUACAGGUGGCCCAGAUGCUCUACAGUAAGCUCGCUGCCACGGAAGAUCCUGUGAGGUGCGAUAAAUACAAGCAGCGAGCCCAAGAUUUCGUCAAAGACUUCUUCUAUUACUUUGCCGAAGACGGCUCUGCUAUCCCGUUCGGUCGCUCGAUGGUCUAUCGCUUCGCUGUAAUUGCUACCGCCUCUGUCCUACCUAUGGCGGAUAUUGAGCCUCCUGCACCCCUUUCUUGGGGUCAUAUCAAGGGCUUGGUGCUGCGCCAUCUCCGCUCUUGGAAUGAUGCUCAAGACAUCUUUCGAAGCGACGGCACUCUCAACAUUGGCUACCGUUAUGACUGUAUGAACAUGACUGAAAACUAUAAUGCUCCUGGCUCGCCGUACUGGUGUAUGAAAGCGUUCUCAUGUCUCGGUGCUUCCUCCGACCACCCUUUCUGGGCCAGCGAAGAGCUGCCCUGGCCUAGCGAUCUCUUUCCCAAGGUGAAGGCUCUCCCCGACCCAUCUCACAUCAUGUGUCGUCAAGGCGGCCAUACCUUCCUCCUAUCCUCGGGCCAAUCUCCUCAUUACGCCAUGCGUGCCGGCCCAGCCAAGUAUUGCAAGUUUGGGUAUUCUUCUGCCUUUGGCUUUUCUUGCCCGAGCGGCGAUAUGGAUAUCGCUCAAGUUGCGCCCGACUCGAUGCUUGCUCUCCGGGACGUGUCUGACGGGGUGGAUGAAGGAGAUGGUGAGACGUGGAGGGUACGAAGGAAACCUAUCGAGACGAGGCUUGAGCGAAGGGGGACGGACGGAGUGCAUCUUCGAGCAAAGUGGAAGCCCUGGCAUGAUGUCGAGGUUGAAACUUGGCUGUUCCCUCCCACCAGCCCCUCUUCCAGCUGGUACCUGCGCGUUCACAAGAUCACCUCGGGGAGAAAGCUCAGGUCGGUGGAAGGCGGAUGGGCGACGUAUGGACAAGGACCGGAUGGCCGAGCUCUGGUGCAGGACUUCUCCGGCGUCAAGAGCGAGGGCGGAGACGAAGAAGAAGGAUGGGCUCGAGCGGUGACUUCUGGUGGCGCUGUCGGGUUGAAAGACCUAUCAUUCAAGGGCUCUUUGGGCAAGCGUCUGGGAAAACUCGUCCAGAUUGACCCCAACACCAAUGUCAUAUUCCCGAGGGGCGUGCUACCCAGUCUUGUGGGUGAGAUUGACCAGGGCGAGACUUGGCUGGCUACUGCUGUGUUUGGUAAGCCGACCUGGGAGACAAGCCGAGAACGAGAGAGUGCUUGGAACAAUGUACCUGAAGUUUCGAAAGUGACUGGCUUUGUACUAUAG
Cryptococcus wingfieldii CBS 7118 is the source of this 1989-nucleotide messenger RNA. RefSeq lists its product as hypothetical. The record is from RefSeq and is a predicted model, not a curated record. Bases 1 to 1989 code for a protein of 662 amino acids. NCBI's taxonomy places the organism in Eukaryota, Fungi, Basidiomycota, Tremellomycetes, Tremellales, Cryptococcaceae. The transcript is spliced from 7 exons.